AUGUCCGCCUCUGGUUUUGGGAUGACCUUUGUCACCGCUUGUGUCGUGUUAUCGUCCGUCGUCCGUGAGCAGACUCAGCUGUUCGGACGCUGGUGCAUCGUACAGUUCUGUAUCUUGCGUUGCUUUUUCCUGACGUCCCAGAUGACCUUGGCCCUCAUGGCCGUGGAACGCUACGUCUUCAUUUGCCACGGCAUCCACUACCUCAGGUUGAUCAACACCAACAACGUGCACAUGAGUUUGGGCCGCCUCUGGCUGGUCAGCGUGGCGGCGAGCUAUCACGGAGGUUCGGUGCUGAACCACAUUAAGCACGGCCCCCUGCAGCAAACCAGCGGGUUUGUGUGCGACGCCGUUACCAUCAAGGAACUCAUAACGUUUACCCUGGAAGAGGACCUGCAGGUUUUCGGGCCCCCGUCUGUCAUCACAACUUUUUGCAUCCUCGCCAUCUGCUACUGCUACGGCUGCAUGUAUCAGGCGGCGCUGAGGGUGAGCGUGGCCCUCAAGUGUAACAACCACCGAGCCAACUGCACCGUGGGACUUUACCUCCUCAUGUUUCUGCUGCAGAUGGUGCUGAGCAUAUUUUUCAUCAUCCUCACAGUGAUGGGAAAAACGAAGUCGCCCACCUGGAGGAGGCUCACACCCGUGCUGACGCCCCUGCUCCUCACAGUACCUCCGUGCAUCAACGCAGCGUUCCUCCUCAUCCGCAACCCGCAGAUAAAGCACCUGCUCUUUUCCUUGUGCCGUCAGAAGUGUCCGUGGGCAGUCGUCUCAGAGGUGGAGGUUCUCCAGCAGAGCACGGUGGAGCACAUGCGUCUGGACAAAGAUGGACAGAACACACAGAGCGAGAGCUUCACACAUCCAGUGACAGCCCCAGCCGCUACCAGGAAACCUUCCGAGGACUUGAAAUGA
Molecule: messenger RNA, 906 nt
Organism: Paralichthys olivaceus (Japanese flounder)
Lineage: Eukaryota; Metazoa; Chordata; Actinopteri; Pleuronectiformes; Paralichthyidae
Product: olfactory receptor 7G1-like
Biological process (GO): G protein-coupled receptor signaling pathway; detection of chemical stimulus involved in sensory perception of smell
Cellular component (GO): membrane
Molecular function (GO): olfactory receptor activity; G protein-coupled receptor activity; odorant binding
Source: RefSeq, a predicted model, not a curated record